This is a messenger RNA of Patiria miniata (bat star), 2419 nucleotides long. Its product is annotated as fibrinogen-like protein 1. The record is from RefSeq and is a predicted model, not a curated record. Lineage: Eukaryota; Metazoa; Echinodermata; Asteroidea; Valvatida; Asterinidae. Bases 204 to 1352 code for a protein of 382 amino acids. The transcript has 6 exons.
CAUCGCAAUGAAAUAGUAAUGGGCUUCGCUGAAUUCUUAAAACGGUAAUCUCAUCUGCCAUUAGCAGCAUCGUUAAUGCUUGAAUUGACUAAGACCUACAAGACAAGUAGAGAGCUACUGCACUGUGAAAGGAGUUCGUCAGUGUUGGCUCGUGUUGCUGGUCAGAGUUGUACCACACUGGGAAUGCUGGGUGAUGCUGAUGAAUGUACAGACUAACUGCAGAAGAAAAAAAAGAAUCUAAGCUGACGAUACGAAAACUUUGGAGGUCAAACAUGAUGGUCGGAUGGACCACAUUAGCUGUCGGUGCGGUUCUACUUUUUAUAAUUUCUGUGGAAGUCGCCACCGCAUCGGCCCGAGUAUGCUACCUAUCAACGGAACCGAACCCGGCCGACGGGGGUAGGACUCGCUUCGUCCUGUCGACGGGCGAUCCCUGCACCUGCACCGAGGUCCGUUUGGGCGGCCAUGUCACCCACCCGAUACCCAGAAGCAACCCGCCGGUCUACCUGGACAACCUGUCGGCUGUCAGCGUCGACGGAGUCCGGAGCUCGCAGGGAUGUGCGAUGAGAGAGCCGACAGCGGUACCGGCAAUCGCCACAUCAGGCCCUGAUCAGACACAAGCAGGGACACCGUCUGACCCGGAGUCCACCCCGGUAUUCAGCACGAGUGCGCCACAGCCGCCGCGAGCAGAUUGCCAAGAAUUUUUGGAUGCUGGUCAGACAACCAGCGGUGUGUAUACCAUCCAGCACGCAGGCCAGAAAAUGCAGGUCUACUGCCAGAUGAGGUCGGGGAAAGGAUACAUAGUGUUUCAGAGACGCCUGGACGGUUCGGAGAGCUUCGACCGAAACUGGCAGGAGUACACCGAGGGUUUCGGGAAUCUGACCGGUGAGUUCUGGCUGGGCAACCAGAACCUACGCGCCCUGACAGAACCUCCCUCGGAGACCUGGGAACUGCUGAUCACGCUGACAUCAUUCAGUAACGAAGAGGAGCAUGUUCAUUAUGGCGACUUCAGUAUAAGCGGGGACAGGUACGCCCUGGACGUGGACGACUAUGACAGCAGUGGACAAGCGGGAGAUUCGCUAACCGACUCGCAUCAGAGGUUCUUCACGACGCGCGACCAAGACAACGACGACUCGGGAGGACUCAACUGUGCCGAAACAUUUAAGGGAGGGUGGUGGUACAAGAAAUGCAAAGCACUCGGCAGCAACCUGAACGGCUUGUACUACAGCAGUCCGUCAGUCGGUGAAUAUUUCGGGAUCCAGUGGGUUUCCUGGAAGGGUGAAACAUACUCACUCAAAUCGUGUGAAAUGAAAAUGCGACGCAAUCCCACUUUGUCUGGUCAUGUUGGGGGUUAACGAAACGGCAAACAGCUACGGCUAUUCGCCGUAGAGUGCCAUAGUGGCCAAGACCGACGCCUUACGAUCAUGUUGGAUAUUCUUUGAGGUCUCGGCUUCAGGAAUGGCUCCAACUUGUUCUGUAUCCCGGAACUAUUUUCAAACUUUCUGUGGUGUAAUACAAUUAUAUAAACCACCAACAGUUUUCUUCAUAUCGAUUUUUUUGUGAACCUUUUUUUUUCAAUUUUUGUUUUAGUUAUUUGAUAUCGAGGACAUUGGAUUAAAACAAAAAUUGGAGGCUGAUUUUUGUUCGAGGGGAAUAAAAGUACAUGUUUAGUAAUAGUACUCUGUGAUAAAGAAACUCAAGUUAUCAAAAUGAUGUUACUCAUAUUAGAGAUAUAGUAGGCCUACGCUGACCGUCCUCUUCAAUAAAUCAAUUUCGUUCCUCUGCCAAAUUUUCAACUUUUGCGAUUCGUUUAAGCGAAGAUCGAAAACUCACUCAAUGCCCUGAAAUAGCCUUUUUAAAAACUCAGAUGGUUCAGUUGUUCUUUAUGCUCAUUGUGUCCAAUCUGUGAUUCAAUUUGCGGGUUCGACUUUUAAUUAGUUAAUUAAAGAGCAAACAAUGUCGAUACAUUUUCUGAUACAUUCUUGAGACAUUAUAUUAACUGACUUCUUUUUAAACUAAUUUGCAUGAGUGUGAAGCUGAGUUGUUUAUUAAAAUAUUUACCAUGUAGUUAAUUAGUUCAUAUGCAUAUAAUGAUUAUAGUACAUAUAAAACUUUUUUUCUAUUCCAAAGACCGCCUCUAACAACAUUCCAGGGCCCUGAAUCUCCCGAUUGAUAAGAUUUAUUGCCUCACAAGAACGCCUGCUCGAUGUAUAGAAUGUUUGGUCGUGUUUUUCGAUUUUUUUUUUUUUUUGCAUGGGGCUUCAACUCCCAUAGGAAUGCAUGUGUGACUUAAUAAUUAUCUCCAUGUUUACAAUACAAGUAGGGCACUCAGAAAAAGGGGCAUCCUUUGCAAACCACUAAACAGUAGCAAAUAGCUUGCAAAUUCAUGGUCAUUAGCCCCAACCUCGUUCCCAGGGUGCAA